UGUUGAUGGACUCAGUAGAUUUUAAUACACAUGAAAAGUUUAAAAAUUUCCCUCCACUCUAUACGGAACAAAUCAACAACUUGACACUCUCCAAGCAGCUUGAAAUAUGGCACAAGAUAAUAAACGACGAAGUUACGGCCAAUUACAGCCUUCAUAAACUGGGAACUGCAAGUGUUAACUUUCCUCCUUUUAAAAACGAAGAGAUUUUGAGGAACGUCGACGUCUCAUUUCUGGCUUUGAUUCUGGGAUAUCUUGUUGAAAAGCAGUACGCCUUUUACUUACACCCUAUUCAGUUCUUUUGCAAGAAGAACAAUGUUUCUAUUUGGGGAGCCCUUUUUUUAAAGAAGAGUCACAAAGGAAGCACUCUAUAUCAAAUUCACCAAGACUACACAAAGGCACUUAAUUCCAAGGAUAACAAAGUUGAAGGUGACGAAAUCGAGUCUCUGAAGAAAAAACGCAACCUUUUGCUCAAGUCUAAGUUUAAUUUCGGAGUGUUUCCAUAUCCUCUCACAGAAAUGGCAAACUCAGUUCUUGAAUGCAUUAAAUCGCAAUGUACAACCAGAGACAUCGAGACUGUUUAUCACAUCUUCUACAGUAAGAGAGAGUGUAACAAAGACUUUAACAAGUUUCCAGAGGAAAACCUCGCCUUCAUCCUCUCCUAUUUAUGUGUAAAUAAUAAACUAACACUUUCAUUCAAUGACUCAGUCCCUCUCGAUUCACUAAAUAAUAAAAAUGUCGGACUUCAGCUCUUGUAAUAUAACUUCUACACUUUUAUUUUUAGAUAAACUUCCACUUUUAAUGUUAAACUGUUCAAUAUAAUACAAUAAGUA
Theileria parva strain Muguga is the source of this 830-nucleotide messenger RNA. RefSeq names its product ESCRT-II complex subunit family protein. Bases 6 to 755 code for a protein of 249 amino acids. Gene Ontology annotation, molecular function: structural molecule activity; protein homodimerization activity. Gene Ontology annotation, biological process: protein transport to vacuole involved in ubiquitin-dependent protein catabolic process via the multivesicular body sorting pathway. Lineage: Eukaryota; Apicomplexa; Aconoidasida; Piroplasmida; Theileriidae. Gene Ontology annotation, cellular component: ESCRT II complex. The record is from RefSeq and is a predicted model, not a curated record. The transcript is spliced from 2 exons.